UGACAAACAAUUUAGCACUUUUUACAACAUAUGAAUACAUAGUACUUAUAUUGUCAUAAAAAGUACCAAAAAAACAUCUGAAAUAUUGGGGUUUGUAUUGAGAAAACAAUUGUUGUUUUUUUGCAGACAUUUUGGUGUCAUUUGUAAAAAAAUCUUUGAAUUGGUGUUUGAUUUGAUACUUCUUGUGGCAAAAAACAAACAAUCAAAUAGUCAUCAAUCAAGACAUGGUUCGGGUCACUGGUGUUCUCAGACAAUGGAUCAAACACAAGCCGUUCCGUAAGUGGUAUUACAAUCUUCAGGGAUAUAAUAAAUUCGGUCUCUACCAAAACGACUUCUUGUGUUUGGGUGUCUAUACCUUUCAUCCAUCUGACGAACCACUCUAUGACGAAGCUUUGCGUCGACUGCCGCCCGAUGAGUACGACCAGUAUGUCUAUCGAAACAUUCGUAGCCAACAGUUGGAGAUAACCAAAGCAGCGGUUCCACUGAAUGAAAGACCCACUUUUGAAGAGGAUGAAACCAAAGGCCGAUUUCUUGAGCCGUAUAUUAGAGAGAUUUUAAAAGAAAAGAAAGAGAAGGAACAGUGGCAGGAGUUCCUGAUGAGCAAGUGAUGGGGCUAUCAUUUGGUGGUCAUCUCUAUCCAGAUAUAAUUGUUUUCAAAUUAUUGGUUUUGUUGUUUCAUUACAAAAAUUAAUUAAUUAGAGUUAAAUUUAGUUGUAAAGUGUCUUCAAUUUUAUUUUAGUCUAAAUUAUAAUAAUAAAAAUAUAGAUUAAAUAAAUAAAUAAAACGUUUUAA
Molecule: messenger RNA, 792 nt
Organism: Oppia nitens
Lineage: Eukaryota; Metazoa; Arthropoda; Arachnida; Sarcoptiformes; Oppiidae
Product: cytochrome b-c1 complex subunit 7-like
Exons: 4
Coding region: 225-608 (127 amino acids)
Biological process (GO): mitochondrial electron transport, ubiquinol to cytochrome c
Source: RefSeq, a predicted model, not a curated record